This is a messenger RNA of Hirsutella rhossiliensis, 2283 nucleotides long. Its product is annotated as peroxidase domain-containing protein. Gene Ontology annotation, biological process: hydrogen peroxide catabolic process; cellular response to hydrogen peroxide. The record is from RefSeq and is a predicted model, not a curated record. Gene Ontology annotation, molecular function: catalase activity; heme binding. The transcript is spliced from 2 exons. Gene Ontology annotation, cellular component: cytosol. NCBI's taxonomy places the organism in Eukaryota, Fungi, Ascomycota, Sordariomycetes, Hypocreales, Ophiocordycipitaceae. The coding region runs from base 1 to 2283 and encodes 760 amino acids.
AUGGCAGACGAAACCAAGUGCCCGCUCCGCCGGCAGAUGAACGUGGGCGGCGGCGGCACGACAAACACCGACUGGUGGCCCGAGACGCUCAAGCUCGACAUCCUGCGCCAGCACUCGGCCGCGUCCAACCCGCUCGGCGGCGACUUCGACUAUGCCGCCGCCUUCAAGAGCCUCGACUACGCCGCGCUCAAGAAGGACCUCAAUGCCCUCAUGACCGACUCGCAGGACUGGUGGCCGGCCGACUUUGGCCACUACGGCGGCCUCUUCAUCCGCAUGGCCUGGCACAGCGCCGGGACCUACCGCGUCUUUGACGGCCGUGGCGGCGGCGGACAGGGUCAGCAGCGCUUUGCCCCCCUCAACAGCUGGCCCGACAACGUCAGCCUCGACAAGGCCCGGCGCCUGCUGUGGCCCAUCAAGCAAAAGUACGGCAACCGCAUUUCGUGGGCCGACCUCAUGAUCCUCACCGGAAACGUGGCCCUCGAGUCCAUGGGCUUCAAGACGUUUGGCUUCGCCGGCGGCCGUCCCGACACCUGGGAGGCCGACCAGGCCGUCUACUGGGGCGCCGAGACGACCUGGCUGGGCAACGACGCGCGCUACUCCGAGGGCCACGACGGCCUAUCCAAGCACGGGGCCCUCGUCUCAGACCAAGACCCUCAUGUCAAGACACACUCGCAGCAGCUCGAGUCCCCGCUCGCCGCUGCUCACAUGGGCCUCAUCUACGUCAACCCCGAAGGCCCGGACGGCAAUCCAGACCCCGUCGCCGCCGCCAAGGACAUCCGCAUCACCUUUGGCCGCAUGGCCAUGAACGACGAGGAGACGGUCGCCCUCAUCGCCGGGGGACACUCGUUCGGCAAGACGCACGGCGCCGGCCCCUCGAGUAACGUCGGCAAGGAGCCCGAGGCGGCCGACAUCGAGCAGCAGGGCCUUGGCUGGACCAACGCCCUCGGCUCCGGCAAGGGCCCGGACACCAUCACCAGCGGGCUCGAGGUGAUCUGGACCAAGACGCCCACCAAGUGGAGCAACAGCUACCUCGAGUACCUCUUCAAGUUUGAAUGGGAACUCACAAAGAGCCCGGCGGGCGCCCACCAAUGGGUCGCCAAGAACGCCGAGCCCAUCAUCCCCGAUGCCUACGACCCGUCCAAGAAACACCUGCCGACGAUGCUGACGACGGAUCUCUCGCUUCGCCUCGACCCCCAGUAUGAGAAGAUCGCGCGCCGCUUCCUCGAGAACCCGGAUCAGUUCGCCGACGCCUUUGCCCGCGCCUGGUUCAAGCUGACGCACCGCGACAUGGGCCCGCUCGUCCGCUAUCUCGGCCCCGAGGUGCCCAAGGAGGAGCUCCUCUGGCAGGACCCCAUCCCUGCCGUCGACCACGCCCUUGUCGAAGACGACGACAUUGCGGCCCUCAAAAAGGACAUUCUUGCGUCCAACGUAGGCCUGUCCAAGUUUGCGUCUGUCGCAUGGGCCGCGGCGUCCACGUUCCGCGGCGGCGACAAGCGCGGCGGUGCAAACGGUGCCCGCAUCCGCCUGGCGCCCCAAAAGGACUGGACCGUCAACAACCCGCCACAGGUGGCCGAGGUUGUCAAGCACCUGCAAACCAUCCAGAAGAAGUUCAACGACUCGCAGAGCGGGGGCAAGAAGAAGGUCUCGCUCGCCGAUCUCAUCGUCUUGGCCGGCUGUGUCGCCGUCGAAAAGGCAGCGCGGGACGCCGGCUUCAACAUCGUCGUCCCCUUCACUCCCGGCCGCAUGGACGCCUCGCAGGAGCAGACGGAUGUUGAGACCCAACGCCACCUGGAGCCUUACGCCGACGGCUUCCGCAACUACGGCCAGUCGACGUCUCGUGUCAAGACGGAGAACUUCCUCGUCGACAGGGCAAACUUGCUAACGCUCACUGCCCCGGAGAUGACGGUGCUGGUGGGCGGGCUCCGUGUCCUCAACACAAACUACGACGGCUCAGCUCAUGGUGUCUUCACGAGCCGCCCCGGCGUCCUGACCAACGACUUCUUUGUCAACCUCCUCAAUACGAACACCCAGUGGAAGCCCACCGGAUCCGACAACGAGCGCUUCCAAGGCUUCGACCGCAAGACCGGCGAGAAGAAGUGGACGGCCACCCGCGUUGAUCUUGUGUUUGGGUCUCACGCCGAGCUGCGCGCCGUCUCCGAGGUCUACGGCAGCUCAGACGGCGGCCAGAAAUUCAUCCAGGACUUUGUCGCUGCGUGGGACAAGGUCAUGACCUUGGACCGCUUUGACUUGAACAAGAAGGAAACCCGGGCCAGCCGUCUCUAA